Messenger RNA from Drosophila eugracilis, 5934 nucleotides. RefSeq names its product centrosomal protein cep290 (gene Cep290). The transcript has 14 exons. The record is from RefSeq and is a predicted model, not a curated record. Bases 1 to 5934 code for a protein of 1977 amino acids. NCBI's taxonomy places the organism in Eukaryota, Metazoa, Arthropoda, Insecta, Diptera, Drosophilidae.
AUGAGCAUGGAUAUUCCAGAGACCGUAUCCCUGCGCAAGUUCCGCGACUUUUCGGCGCGCCAGAAGCAGGAACUUUACGAAACACUUCUCGAACUGGCCGAAUCCAUUGAGGAGCUGCCCAAGAAGUCCCUGAGGAAAACCUUGGAACUCACUCUGGCCGUUUUGGAGUACAAAGGCGAGCAGGUUCAACGGCUGCAGGAUCAAACUGGAGGAUUAUCCUCUGACCGACGACUGCAUGAUGAAAAUGAGAAGUUGCAGCGAAUGCUGCAGAAGCUGGAGGAUGAGCGUGAUGGCCUAAAAGGCAAAACAAAGGAGUUAGGGGAGGAAAUCCGACGACUAGAACUGCGCUUGAGGGAGGCAGCCCAACAGGCAGAGGUCAGCGACAAGGACUCGUCGGAUCCUUUGUCGGAGUUGGACAAACAGGAGCAUCUGUUACAGAACAUUGACUCCAAGAACAAACACAUUAAAAGACUGCUAAAGGAAAUCGAGACUCUUCAAAACCAAAACAUAGCUCAAUCCAAGACCAUUGUACUCCACGAACGAGAACUGCAAAAUAUCAAGGCCAAUCUAGUGCAGCUAAGUCAAGACAUCACUAAAGUCGAGCAGGAGCGCAAGUCCCUAAAACAAAAGGAGCAGCAGCAAGGUCUUGAGAUUACACGACUUGAGGGUAAUGUUACCUUCCUCGAGGUGGAGCGCGAAAAGCAGGAGCUGGAAAUGCGCCAGUUCCUGGACAAGCACGAGGCCAAGUCUCUGGGAUGGAGGCAGGCUCUCGAUGAUCGGGACAAGGAGGUGGAACGUCUCAGAAAACAAUUAGAGGGCAGAAGCAUCCACUCUGUCCAGACCAAUUCUUCCAGUAGUCAGAGUCAACAGGAGGAGGAUCAUAUUAAACUAAGACAUCUCUUAGAAUCCCGGGAGCAGCGCAUCGAGAAGUUGGAGGCAAGGCUUAAAUCGAUGGCGGAGGAGAUGGUUAGCUCCACGAAGGUCAUGAACCAAUUGUGUUUGGAGAAGGAGCGUUCUCAGGAUCCCGAGCAGCCGCGUGCCUGCUGUCAGAUGAUCGAGGAACGCCUCCGAGAGGCCAAUGCCAGGAGUCAGCAGCUCUCGGAAAUGCUGGAGGCGGCUGAACAGGACAAUGUCCUCAAGUCCAAGCAGGCACUACAUGCUCUCAGUGCGCUGGAGUCCUACAAACAGGACAAAGAUGGUUUGGCCCCAGCUCUGCGACGAUGUUCCGGGCUGGAGCAGAAGCUAGCUGCCCGUGAUAAGCAGCUGAGGAGCUACAUCCAGGAACUAAACUCCCUUCAUGAAGUGGUCCAGGAGAACGAGCUGUUGCGGCGUCAACUCAACAUCCCCGAUGAUGUGGUGAUAUUGGCCAAAAACGUUCACUCCAAGCAGCGCAAUAAGGACAAGCAGAUCGAAAGACUUGCCCUUAAACUAAGGACUUCCGAGGAACUGCGUCUGCAACUGAAGUUGGACAAGAGUGAAUUGAGACGAAAGCUCAUGGAACUUCAAAAGGAUCCCACGCAGCCCGCAGCCUUGGAUGAGUCUCUGCAGCCUCCCAGCGAAGUGGGCGAGGUACCCGCCAGUGUUCCCUUGGAGAAUUCACCAAGACGAGGGCAAGGCGAUGGGGCAGCCAGCUCCGAAAUGCAGAAUCGCUACGAUGAAGUGCUGGCAGAGAACGAGACACUACGAUCUGGCAUGUACGAGAUUCUAGAGAAGCUUCGGGAAUACGAUGCCACCUCAGAGCAUAUCACCAUAGAUUCAGAUCUGCUGCGGCGCCUUAUCGAAGCUCUUCCCAGCGGGACGGCGACUCCGCAGCGCCUUCAGGGUCAACUUUUAGAGCUAAAGGCCCGGGAAGAGGCACUGCGGCAAUUGCUCCAGCAGCAGAACUGCAGUGAUUCGGAAACAGGAGAACUAUCCUCUGUCCAAAGCCUUUGCGAUGUCCCUGAGAUUGCAGAGGAACAACCCAUUGAGGAGGAUCCCGGUGUUAAUACAGCCACCAGACCAAGCUCACCCACUGAAGCAACGGAGGGUUUACAGAGACCUAUCAUACCAGAUCCCGAAGUGGAACCUAGGAACGAGGUCCAGGCAGAAUUAAACAUCCUCCGAAAACAUUACGAGGAACUGCGUCUCCAUAUGUCCGCCGAUGGCAGUGAACUAAAGAACCAAAACCAAAAACUCCAUGAUAAAGUAAUCACACUAGAAUUGCAGUUGGAAAAGCAGGGGAAUUCCUAUAGGUAUAUGCGCAGGGAUUUCGAUCAAUUGCUCACUGAGACUAGGAAAAAGGAACUAAGCUUCAUAGAGGAGAAGGCGUUACUAUCCAAGCAGUUGGAACAGCAAAAGAGUGAAUUAUUUGGAACUAAUGAGCAAUUGGAGGAGUUGAGACGUAGGAACCUUUAUACCGCGGACGAGCACCAGAAGUUGGAGCAACGUAACGCCAUUUUGAGCAUGCAACUUGGACAGGCCGUGGAGCACAUGCUGGGGGAGCUCAAGCCCUCGGAAAUAUGCGCAGAGUAUGGUAUUAUCAAGGAUAACUAUCAGUUGGAUUAUAUCACAGCCGAGGACUUUGAGAGGCAGCAGAAGGAGUUGGUAGAUUGGAGAAGCAAACAGGCGGAACUGCAGAGGGAGACCAAACAGUUGGAAGGUCUUCUCCAAGUAGCCAAUGAACAGAUUCACUCCCAGCAAAGGCUUCUCAAUGAGAUCACAGACAACCACAUCAGCUUACGGCAUUUGGUUGCCGAUCUACAGAGCAGUUCCGACGAGAAGCUAAUGUUAGCUAAAGUGCAGAGGGACUUGGAUAGUGUAAAAGCUGAGUGCUCCCGCUUGGAAACAGAGCGAGAGCAACUGCAGCAGAAAGCGGACUCCCUGCAAGCUCAACUGGAGGCCAGCGAAACCUCAUUGACGCAGGCCCAUAAGGACUUUCAGCAGGAGCGCACUAAUAGCGAUAUAAAGCACAAAUUCCUCCAGCAUUCCUUGUUUAUGCUCAAGGAUAAAUAUGCCAAAUUCACGCCUUUGGUCUUCCUUACCAACUUUGUGUUCGCCUACCAAAAGUUCCAGCGUCGGCUGGAGGAGGAGCAAGUGCAGAAGGGGCAGAGAGAUCACUCUGCCUUUAUUGAUGAAGUAACCGCAUUGGUCCAUGCCAAAAUGGCACCCAAUGAGGAGACUUCCCAGCAGCUGGUGAAGCUUAUAAAGUCUGAAACGCAAACUAGGCUCCUGGAACAGCGUUGUGAGACCAUGCAGGCAAAGCAGGAGGAGCUCCACAGGGAACUGGGUGAAUUGAAGAUGAGACAGGCCACCGACACCGAACAUUGGAACACCAUUCAGGCAUUGUUCGGAGAAGGAGCUCACAAAAUUGAACCCAAAGUGGAUGCAGAAACCAACACGGAAGCAUUAAUCACUCCUAUUCCGGCCAUUAGAAGGGCAGCACAGUUAAUUGACAGGCAAUCUUCACCCAUUGGAUCGCCUCUCCGAAAGCAUCCACAUCUGGACUCUGCCACCCAGACUCUAGAGGCUCAAGUUAAACUCUCGGAGAUGGCAGUUCAAACUAAUGGCAUACUCAGCCAGCAGAAUCAAUCCGUUCAGACAGCGGAGGCAGUGGAGGACAGCAGGAGAGAUUCCCAAGCGGAGCUACAGAAAAUGCAAGAAACCCUCCAGGAAGCAAAUCAGCGCAUCGAGGUCCUCGGCAAGCAGUUGGAGGCUUCUAGAUCGGUGAGCCGCGAGUCCGAGAGUAGUCCUCACAGUGGAGUGGUGGAAAAAACCAUACUGUCAUUCCACACACUCCUCCUGGAGAAGGAUCAGUCCAUACAGAAGUACCAGGAUCUUCUGCAGACCGAGCGAGAUCAGAAUCAGCAAGCCAUCAGUAAGCAGGCAGCUGAAAUUGAAUCCCUUAGGGCCACAGUAAACAACCUAAACUUCAACAUCAAGACCAAGGAUGCAGAAAUUGAGGAGCUCAAGUUGAAGUUGGAGCAGAAGCCCAAAACAGUUCCAGAGCAUAUAACGUCGACAGUCUCGAAUUCCAGUUCCGAGAACUCGGUUAAUGAGCUGACCGAUGAAAAGAUCGAGGAACUGUUUGAAAGCAGCUCGGUGGAGAGACCUCAAGAAGAAGUUGAAGCUCAUACCGGUCCUGAGGACCCCGAAACUGAAGAGCAGGAGUGUGAGGAGGAAAAGCAAGACACAGAGGAGCUCAAGGAAGUGUCUACGCUGCACAAGCAAAUCAAGGAUUUCAAGGAUAAGCUAGAGUACAGCGAAAAGAAUUUAAAAAGUAGAGAAGAGGAGUUGGAGAUAUUAAAGGAAAAGUUAAAACUCUGCCAAGAGCGGGAAAAAUCUGUUGAAAGCAAUCUUAAUCCAGAACUGGAUCAGCUUCGCGUCUUUCUGGAUGAGAAAGAUAAGCAUAUUAAGGAUCUGAUGGAUACUCUUAAGAACUUCCAUGACGACCAACAGCGCUAUAUCAAAGACACUUCCAAUUUCUCAGAGGAUCAGAUAGCCAAACUGGCUGCCGAUCUCAACCGAACCGAGGCCACCAACAAGAUCUAUCACACCCAAAUGGAGGCACUUCGUCGCCAGUUGACAAAUGUCACUCAGCGCGAAAAACAAGCCAGGGAUCUCAGUCAAUCAUUGCGCCAGCAGCUACUCAAACGUCCGGUGGUGUCUAUAAAGACUGAACUGAAUGCACGGGUGAAGAACGAGAACCAACAGAAGAGAAUCCAGCAGCUGGAAAUGGAUCUGGAUGAGGCACGUGGCCAGUUGCAACGACAGCAAACCCUUUUGGAGGCCAAACGCACGAGGAGUGCCAAUGAGGUCCAACUCUGGGAAAAGCAAAAAAGGUAUCAACAGCAGGCGGAGAAGACCAAGACCAGAUUAGAGGAAACUGAGCUGGCACUGGAUAAGACCCGAGCUCUCCUGCAAGCAGCACGCACCACCAUUGCCCGUUUGGAAAAGGACAAGCAAAUCCUGGAGUCCAAGCUGGGCAGGAGCGGUCCCCCGAGUAAUGGCUCUGGUGGUAACAACCUCAAAUGCUGCCGAACCCCAUCCUGUCCGAAUCUCCAGCAUGUGGGUGUCAAUAAGUUCACGCCCUCACCUUCCGAAAGUCCUGAAACUUAUACGGGUCCCAGCAGCGAGUGCAGUUCCCCAGCGCAUCAUCAUCCUCAGAUGUUUGACCAAAGUCAGGUGGACCUUAUAGAGGCCCUUAAAUCCCGCAUAGAACUACAGCAGCGCAAGAUUAUUGCCAUGGAGCUGGAGGGCAGGGGCAGCAAUGCUUUGACCACAGAGAUGGAAAAGUUGCAGGAACGAAGCCAGGCCAUUGAGGCCCAAAACAUACGACUUGAGGCCAGAAACCUCCAACUGCAGUUGGACUCAGAUCUCUUGAGGCAGGGAGACAGUAGCGAUCGCCUGCAGAAGAGGAUCAAGCACUUGGAGGACUACAUCAUCGCCCUGAAGGAGGAGAUGGCUCGCAAUGAAUCGCGUCGAGAAUUGUGCAAGUGCAGUGGCCUUAAAAUGAACACCAAUCAGGGUCAAUCGGCGGAACAGACAAUUUUGUCCCUGCGCAAUCUCGUAGAGAAGUUGCGUUCCGAGAAUAAGUUUCUGAAGGACGGUCGACGUUCCACAGAGUCCAGAAGCUCUACGGAUUCCACACCGGCAGAUGCCACGCGAUUGCAGCAGCAAAAUGCAGAGGCUCUGGAGAAGAUUAGCGCUCUACAGCAGGAGCUGCAAAAGCGAACCAAGUGUAGCCAAUGCGGCGGACGUAGUAAGGACGCUGCCAACGAGGAGCUUAAGUUCAUCAAGGAGCAAUUACUGAAAAAGACGCAACUCCUGCAGAAGGCGAAAGUCCUUUUGACCCGAGCUGCCGCUAAAGAAAAAGUAUUGAGGGAACAACUUGCCUUAUGGAAACGAAAGUGCUCUGAACUGCAAAAUGUGCCCGUGAUCGAUGAAAUUAGUGAAUAA